AUGCCUUCCAUCCCGAUCUUCGGAACGGACGGCAAAGUGUUCCAAGCCGCUCACGCCAGCCUAGACGGCACAUCUGCCUUUUUCCACAAUGCCUUCUCACGCGAACAAGUCGACUCUCCCGCAUUUUCCGACCCCAAGGGCUUCAACGCCAGCAUGGUCCUCAACAUCCAGCAGCAGCACACCGUCCAGGUGCUCGUCACUUGCACCACCAGCGUCAGCCUCCUCGCAGCAGUAUGUGCGGUUUACUGGUUCUGGAUGAUGAGGAGGAACUUCCGGCGAGACCUUGUGUUGCUUCUGAUCUUGGGCGGGUCGUGGAAGAGCCUAUGGUUCGCUAUCUUCUCGGCUGUGACGUUCACUCAGGGCAAGAUAAUGACCGAGACGAGCUUCUGUCAGGCGAGCGGGUACAUGUUGCAGGUUGGAUUCGAGAUGUGUGAUUUCGCCGUCCUUUUCAUGAGCAUGCAUAUGUACCUUCAGAUCUUCCCACCCACCCGCUUCACAUACCUCGGCCACGACGGACUAUACCGCGUCCGUAAAUGGGUGGUCGCCGCCUGGUUCCUGAUACCAAAUCUUACUGCUUCGCUGGCUUUUGUGAAUCCUGGCACGGGCUACAUAGCUCAAGGAGGCUUCUGCUCGCUACCACUGCGGCCAAUGUGGUACAGACUUGCAUUGUUCUGGAUCCCGAGAUAUCUGAUCUGGAUAUACGUCAUCUUCGUCGCCAUUAGUAUCACUAGAUAUGUUGGUAGCGAGUUCAAAGUUUUUGGACAGGAGAAGGACAGCAGUACCAGUCAGCUCAUGCACAGUUCGAUCACUGCGACAACUGGAGGUACCGACAAGCAAAAGGGAGAACAGGACCGUUCUGCUCAGAAACUGUCCAACCCGGAUGACGACGACUCCUCGCAGGAUUGUGCACCAGACGAUGUUGAAAGCGUGCUCAAGGUGAAGCCGCACAAGUUCUCGUCACCAGAGACAACGACCUCCCAGAAAGCGGAUUUUGCCCGCCGCCAGUCAAUGCCUGCCUGGGCGUUGGGCGGAGACUCAGAUGCGGCGUCGAACCCGUUCGCAUCGCAAAGCAAAUCUACUCCAACCUCACGAAGAGGUAGUCGUCAAAUCGCCCACGGCAUCCUAUCAGAGGACUUUGGACUGCCGCCAGGCAUCGAGCCCAGCACACACAGAGGCUCCAUCGUAAGCAUGGGCUCAGUCCGCUCCUCAGCCGGCGUGUCCUUCGAAGGCGCACCCACACUCCCACCGAUCGCCGAAGGUCUACCAAGCGGUGCACAGUCGGGUGUUCCACGGCACUCAGCCCAAAAGGCGCUGAAGUUCCGCCGUGCUGCCAUUCAGCGCCAGCUCCGCCUCCUCUUCAUCUACCCGGGCAUCUACAUGCUGCUCUGGAUCAUACCGUUCGUUGUCAACUGCAUGAACUACAUCGACUACUGGGCCCAACAUCCAAUAUUCGCACUCAAAAUCCUACAGCUCACUGUCAUGACCAUCAUGACCUUCGUCGACGUCACCGUUUUCUGCUGGCGCGAGAAGCCGUGGCGACAUAUUCCAGGUUCGGACGGGACGUUCAUCGGCAGCUUCAUGUUCUGGCGCUUCUGCUUCGGAGGCACCUGGGCGCAGCGCAGACGUACGAGUCGAGCGCCGAGCAAUGUACCGGAUCUCGAUUCCACCCACGAUGGCAAGAACGGCUCGCAGACUGGUCUGCUAGCGUCGCUAAAGCGAUGGGCGACCAAGAGUAAACGUUCGAGCAGCGAGACCGUUGGUUCUUCAGUCAAGCCGCACAAACGGACGUACAGCGGAGGUUCUGAUCGGAGGCACCUGGAGGCCGAGAGGGCGGCAGAGCGACUGGCACUGGAGCGAGCGGAGUAUGACGCGAAUCGGAAGAGCUUGAAUGAGAGGAGGACGAGUGUCAUUAGUCAAAGUAAAAAGGCUCCGCUAGGGCGAAAGGAAUGGUUCGAUCCACAGGUCGAUGAGACUCUGGAGUACGGCGAUGAGAAGACGGACAAGAAACCUGUAGCGCCUUGA
Messenger RNA from Saxophila tyrrhenica, 2022 nucleotides. RefSeq names its product G protein-coupled receptor gpr1 (gene GPR1). The record is from RefSeq and is a predicted model, not a curated record. Gene Ontology annotation, molecular function: G protein-coupled receptor activity. NCBI's taxonomy places the organism in Eukaryota, Fungi, Ascomycota, Dothideomycetes, Mycosphaerellales, Extremaceae. Bases 1 to 2022 code for a protein of 673 amino acids. Gene Ontology annotation, cellular component: plasma membrane. The transcript has 2 exons. Gene Ontology annotation, biological process: adenylate cyclase-activating G protein-coupled receptor signaling pathway.